Molecule: messenger RNA, 267 nt
Organism: Scutellospora calospora
Lineage: Eukaryota; Fungi; Glomeromycota; Glomeromycetes; Diversisporales; Gigasporaceae
Source: the annotation of a GenBank genome assembly
AUGGAGGACCUGAAUUCAGAAAACCCCAUUGUAGAAAAAGAAAACACAGAAGCCUCAUCAGUCAGAACUCCUAAUAAUAGCAACAAAGAGAACAUCACAACUGAGAGUAUACAAGUAGAAACUGCUAUGGAAAUUGAAGAUUCUAACUCACCAAGAAUUCUAAUUGUACCUAUUACAACAACAAUAAGUUACACCUGCAAACUAAAAAUCUUGAAGAAGGAUUCACCACAGAAAACUUGUAAUGGAGUACAACAUUCACAGAUCUAA